GUUCCAUCUCGCUGCUGCCACGGAUUAACCGCUGGAUGAUUUCCCGCAAAGGCCCAUCUCCCGCGAAGCUGCUCUUUGCAUGGUGCGCGAUUGGCUUACUCGUUGACGCCAUGUCAGAAGGAAGGCGGGGCAUGUACUACCACCUCGGGAGCUGAGUGGUCAUCGAGCACCAAUGCAGACGAAGAUGCUAGCCGCGUUUGUGCUGUACUCUUCGCCUCAUAGCGACAACGAUACUUCUUUCACUGAGAUUUGAGAUCGCCUCAAACCAUUACCCGGAUACCGACAUGACGCACGACAUCUUCAAGCCACAUUGGUCCCGCUACCUCCACCCCAACGCCCCGGAUCCACAUAGAAGCAAGUAUGAGCCUCACAGUAGGGACGUAUUCGAAUCUCCAUACGGCCCGUUUCCGCAGACGCCACCAGAUCUCAAUAUCCAUGAGUUCUGCUUCCCGCCAAACAAUCUCCUCCCUCCGGACUACCCACUCUUCGUCGACGCGGUAGCAGAAGAGACGGUCACUCUUCAUCAGUUCUACGCCCGCGCUUGUGGGCUAGCUCGAGUGUUCAGGUACGAUGGCGCGAAUCCACUGAACCUAAAAAGGAGCCCGGUAGAUGAUAAGGAAGAUGGCGAGAUUCUGGGCAUGUUCUCUCGUAACCACUUACACUAUCCCAUGGUAGCUCAUGCGUGCUUCCGAGCUGAGCUUGUGUUCGGCGGUAUCAGUCCAGCUUCAACGUCGUACGAGCUGUGGUGGGUGCUACGCAAAAUGCAAAUUACAAGCAUGAUGUGCCACGAGUCACUGCUACCGGUGCUGCGUGAAGCGCUGAAGCUAGGAACUGGUGAGAACGAUAAGGCGUCAUCUUUGCGACUUGUGCUCGACCCAAAGAAGAUCAUAGUUCUCAGCGAAAAUACAACCUUGGAUACCGUCUCCGGCCAUCGUACUAUCGAAUCCCUGGCCCGCUUAAGCCUCGCCCUCCCAGAGGUCCCUCGCAAACUGCUGGGAGGAGAUAGGAUGGCAUAUCUUUUCCAAUCCUCGGGAACCUCAGGCCUGCCGAAAGCGAUGAUGAUAACUCACAAGAAUGGUCUCCAUUCCGGUCUCCAAGGCAUGAUCAAUGCGACUCAAAACGCUCGCUUCGCCGGUGUGGAACCGCUCAACCCUCAACGCGUAUCGGGCGUUAUCCCUAUGUACCAUUCCUACGGCAUGAUCCUUUGGAUUCUGCGCGUCAACCUCCUGCAGCUUACAAACGUACUUCUCCCAAAGUGGGAUAUCGAGCUCGCUCUGAGAACGAUCGAGAAGUACAAACUUACGGCUCUUCCACUGGUACCUCCUCUCGUACGUCAGCUAGCGCAGAGCCCGCUAACCGAAAAAUACGAUCUGGGUUCUGUGGUCGGAGCCGCAAGUGGAGCAGCAUAUCUCCCUCCAGACGUCGUAUAUCAGCUUGCAAAGAAGCUUCUUCAGGGCGCAAACAUGCCUAUUCCUAGUGGCUACGGUCUUAGCGAAGCGGCCAGCAUCGCAUCCCCAGCAGCGCCCGGAAUCUUCGGACUAGAGCCAGCACUGCCGGGAACAAUCGGGUACCUCCUUCCCGGAAUGGAAGCAAGAGUCGUAGACCCGGACACACUGAAAGACGUACGGAAGGGCCAACAAGGCGAGCUAUGGGCAAGAGGGAACGUGGUCACCCCGGGAUACUUCAAAGAUGCGAAGGCGACCGCUGAUCUCUUCGCCGAGCCAGGGUGGCUGCGGACUGGCGAUCUAGUCAUGCGUGAUGAGAAAGACCGGAUACACUACCUAGACCGGCUAAAGGAGAUGAUCAAAGUGAAGGGCUUGCAGGUCGCUGCGACGGAGGUCGAAGACACGCUACUCGAUCAUCCGGAAGGUCUCGUGAGAGAUGCGUGCGUAGCUGGUGUCGACAACGGGCGAGGUGAUGGUUCGCUGUUCGUCCGAGCGUGGGUAGUGCUCACUAUGGAGGGAGCAAAGCAGGGAGAAGCAACAGUUGGGAGCAAGUUAGAGGAGUGGGUCAAGUCGAGGUUGAGCAGGCAUAAGUGGCUCACUGGCGGGGUUGAGGCUGUGGAUUCGAUUCCGCGCACACCAUCUGGGAAGAUGCUUAGAAGGGAAAUGCGGGAUCGAUAUCACGCGAGGCUGAAGGCCGAAGGGAGAAGCAAGUUGUGAAAGACACUCCGGC
Molecule: messenger RNA, 2175 nt
Organism: Trematosphaeria pertusa
Lineage: Eukaryota; Fungi; Ascomycota; Dothideomycetes; Pleosporales; Trematosphaeriaceae
Product: 4-coumarate-CoA ligase-like protein
Exons: 2
Coding region: 285-2162 (625 amino acids)
Biological process (GO): secondary metabolic process
Molecular function (GO): CoA-ligase activity
Source: RefSeq, a predicted model, not a curated record